Molecule: messenger RNA, 28507 nt
Organism: Halichondria panicea
Lineage: Eukaryota; Metazoa; Porifera; Demospongiae; Suberitida; Halichondriidae
Exons: 10
Coding region: 261-28352 (9363 amino acids)
Biological process (GO): homophilic cell-cell adhesion
Cellular component (GO): plasma membrane
Molecular function (GO): calcium ion binding
Source: RefSeq, a predicted model, not a curated record
GCUCAUUUAUGCGGCAUUGAAGAGACUGCUCAUUGUGUAGUCAAGCAGAUCGUACCAUUGCACCUUGCUGCUGAUCGCAUUGUGCACAAAGCAAGUUGAUCAUUUGCAAAGGAGCAGAAGAGCAGCACCAACCUGCAACUAACAAGUGAGCAGGAUAUCGCUGCACAGCUGCACAACGCAAAGGGAUUUUUCGAUUCAUUUAUUGAUUGCAAAGAAGAAAAGAAUUUGAAGUACUUGCUAUUAUAUACAAGUGAGCAGGUAUGGCAACAGCUGCUGUACUCUUUGCUCUGCUCAUGGCCACAGCUGCAGCCCAGGACCCAACUGUUAAUCUAUUCCUCGGGGGAGCCACUCAAGCACAAUUUUAUGUACCCGUGGAUACGCCUGAUUUCUUCUCGCUGUCUUUAGUGACUAACCCUAGUACGGACAAUCUUGUAACAGGAUCAGUUGGAGGUGUUGAGGUGAUAGUGAAUGGAGGAUCUGGAGACAGCUUGAUUGAGAGCAUCAGUGUGGACAGUUCUGCUCUACCAGGACUCUCCCUGGAGACCACAGUCGAUGGAGGACGCUAUACUUACACGCUAACUGGAGCCACCUCGGUUACACUAGCCAACUACAGCACCCUCAUCUCUACUCUGGCGUACGUCAGCAACUUAACCUCAGCUGCAUUCAACGAUCCAGCAAGGAACAUCUCCAUAGCGGCCUUUAACAGCUCAAUGGACAAUGGCCCGGUUAUCGUCGCUUUCAUCUCCCCUAUCCUAGAUAACCAAGAAAACCCAGUGUUUGCUGGUGGAGAAAGUAUAGAACUUUUUAUUGAAGAGAAUACGCAAGGAACUGUGACUACCAUCGUUGCCACUGAUCCAGAUGGUAUCUCUUUUUCUUUUUUAGACCCUUCAACUGUGUUCAGUAUUGUUCCUAGUACUGGUGAGAUCCUUGUAACUGACAGUGGAGCACUUGACUACGAGGUUGAGGAGAACAGAAUGUUUGUACUCACGGUUGCUGCCACAGACGAGUAUCAAAUACCAGAAAUGAGACGUUCGGCCGAAGCCACGGUUACUAUCAGACUCAACAACACCAAUGAUGAGCGACCAGUGUUCAUCAACACACCCUAUGUGUUCUCCGUUGUCGAGGAAGCCGCUGGAGUCUUUGUAGGACAGCUGGCAGCAGUGGACGCUGAUGAAUUGGGGGCAUUAUUCUAUGACUUUGAAUCUGGAGUCACUGGUACAGUAUUUACCCUGAAUAGAGGGACUGGAGAAAUUCACGUUCUCAAUGCUUUGGACUUUGAACAACGACAAUCUUAUAUCUUCAACGUGCUCGUCAGUGACGGAGGUGGUUUUGCCACUGAGACAGUGACUAUCAAUGUUUUGGAUAUUGCCGACAACAGACCUGUGAUUAGCCCUGCUGAUAAACUGAUAUUGCUGAAUCUCGACACUGGAGCUAACGAAGUGUACAUUGGACUUAACGGAACCGGAGGUCCGCUCACCGUGACGGACGUUGACAGUCCCUUAGAGAGGGGCGUGGCUACCAUCUCAGUCCUCCGGAAUGGAAUUGUUGAGACGUACCCUAACCAGUAUGGGCUGUGCGAGUGCACGGACCCACUCUGCAUCAAUGUGUUCGCACUCUGUCAGACCACUUUCUCUGUACAAUUGGACCUAUUCAGUGGUGGCGUGCCAGGGAGCACUAAUGGGCCGAGUCAAGUUACCACGGUACCUGCUGGUGUCACAGUGUGGGCCUUCAAUGGAGCCAAUACUGUCAACAACAACUGGCUGGACUUCAGCUCUACCCAGAACGCAAACUUCCUUAGUAUGACUGAUGACUUCACCAUCUCCAUGUGGAUACGAGUGGCGACAGGCACUAAUGCACAAUAUAUCCUGGCCUGUGAUCGUGGGACAUCAUCUCGUUACUUCCAUAUCUAUGAGACGAGUACUGAUCGUAUUAUCCUCUACUACUUCAGAGACACUCUUGACGGAGUCACUCAACAAAAUGACGAUGGGUACGAGUCCCAGGUGGCUCUCAGCUUCUACUAUGAUCGCUCUAUCUUCCAAAACGGCAUUAGAGACAAUCAGUGGCACUUUAUGACUCUGACAGUGGACUACCCGACAGUCACUUUCUCCUUCGAUGGCUAUGAACUUAUGCCGACCAGGGGUAACUAUAGGAACCAGUUUAACUCACAAGUCCUCCUCAAUCGAGACGGUAGCAUCUACGAAAUGCCUGCAAGAAUUCUGACAAAGAGUUCCUCUUUAAUCAACGACAUCUCCUGCAGACUUGGAGGAUCCACUCGUGGUAAUACCUUUGCUUUGGGAGGGGAGAUACGACAACCAACAGUGACCAAUAUUCUCUCAGAGGCUGAUCACAGAUGCCUAGCCUCCUGCAAUGAGUACAUCGAUGUUGACCCCUCUGUUGCCAUUGCCUCCUCCUUCCAGACAUUCUACAACCCAGUGAGCAGGUCCUUUGAGUUCACCUCUCUCACAGCCACUGAUGACUCUCAGUACACACUGUUCUUGCAAGGACUUGUCUUCUACUCCAAUGGUUUCAUACCUCCCGAGGAGGAGGGUGAGAGCAGAAGAGUUCAGCUGCAGAUUACCGACGACAUUGCCGUUGGAAACACGGCUGAAAUUACCAUAACCGGCCGAUCUAAUCAGUUCAAUCCCAUUCUAGAUGUCAAUGGAGACCAAGAGAGUGGAAUUGAUUUCUCUGUUGACUUUGUUGAAGGUGUAGACACAGAAGUUCCGAUUGUUUCUGAUCAAGCGUUUAUUAUCGACCAAGAUAUUGACCCGCAGGUAGUGAGCAUGACUGUAACGCUAACCAACAACCAACUCUCAGUCUUUGUGGAGAACCUAGUGGUCAGCUCAGUAUCAAGUGUAAUCACUGUUACCGGAUCAGGUUCAAACGUUAUCACCAUAACAGCCUCCGAUCCUGCUCGAGUAACUCCUAACAACUUUUUAACUGUCGUGAACAGCAUUCGUUAUCGAAACACCGAUGUAGAGCCGCUAAGUAUUCCUCGUAUCAUUGAAUUCGAGUUAUUUGAUGGUCUCCGUAGCAACAACCCUCGUGCUCGAACCACUGUGAAUGUGAUGACCUUCAACGAUGCCCCUGAGGCCGACCUCAGCGGUCCAGCUGUGAGGGGUAACAACGCAGAGGCGGAUUAUAUCGAGGCAGGACCCCCCACACUCGUCAUUCCUGCCAUGACCAUUCAAGAUGAAGACAGUUUCAUUAUCUCACAGGCUAAUGUAAGGAUUGCAGUGGUGUUCGAUGUUGGAUCAGAGCGACUGAUAAUCAAUCCCUCUCUAGCCUCAGGCGCUGGCAUAACUUGUUCCCCUAGUAACUGUGAAGGAACUGACAUCACUCUAACAGGAACUUCUUCACUCAUGAAUUACCAAACUGUACUGCAAAGUCUACGCUAUGUGAACGAUCUACUAGCAACAGAUUUGCCGAAUUUGAGAGAUCGAGAUAUAUUUUUAAUUGUUUUUGACAAUGAAGGCACCAGCAGUGACCCUAAUACGAAUGUCAUCCUCAACUUUGUCCCUAUAAAUCCUCGUGUGAUUAUACAAUUAGAUGCCCCCAACCAGGACUAUGCCGUCAAUUUCACUGAGACUCAAGUAUCUCCCGUGUCCCUCGUUCGUCUCGUGCGAAUCGUCGACAGUUCAAUAGAAACUCUGGACUCUGUGGUUGUGUUUAUCCGUCCCAAUCUCCCCCCAGGCAUUGUGGAGGACCAGGAGCUACUGCAGAUCACUAGCACUGCUAAUCUGAGCAUCUCCGUGGAAAUCAACACAGCUCUCAAGCGAAUUACAUUCUCUCAGACGGCCCCAGUGGCGGAGUAUUUGGAUGCUAUCAACCGUGUGUUGUACUUCAAUGGAGAGGCAGAACCAGUUCCCAUCACGAGGUUUGUGGACUUUGUCGUCAACCCAGGGGGUGGAGCUCCCAACGACACUGCCACCACUAAUAUCACAAUCUUCAAUAUCAACGACCAGUCGCCUGAGUGCUCCCCAGUAGACCCCACUAUGCAAGUGAGAGAGGAUACUCCACCCAACUCCAUCGUUUAUACUCUAUUGGCCACUGAUAGUGACGUGGGGGCGGAUGGUGCUAUCUUAUACUCUAUCACCAACGGAGACACUUCUUUGUUCAAUAUCACCACGGUAACUGCCGGCAACGAGCAGAAUGGAAACCUGUAUUUGCUGAGUGGUUUAGAUCGCGAGACGGUAGACAGUUAUACUAUCGAGGUGACGACGUGUGAUAUGGGAUCUCCUCAACUGUGCUGCAGUUACAUCGUGACCAUUGAGGUGAUUGACGCUAACGACUUGCCCCCUGUAUUUGCAGACCCCGCCUACUUCACGUCUGUCACUGAGAACAAUGGCACUGAUCUGAUAAGAUUUGCCGUUACUGAUGGAGAUAUUGGUAUCAAUGAAGACAUAGUGGACCUGCGGAUUGAUACCAACAGCUACAAUCAACGUGCUGGCUGCAUAGGUAACUUCCAAACGCGAGUGGAAUCUGGUGUUCCGAUUUUAUCAACAUCCGGUGUUGAUUUUGAGGAAGUACAGGUGUGUACUUUUGUCGUCAUAGCUACAGACGGUGGCACCCCCUCCAUGGAAGGAAGGGCCAAUGUAACAGUGACUAUCGUUAACCAAGAUGACUUCCCACCAGAGUUUGCAAUGAACAUCUUCCUGUUUCUCGUUGAGGAGGAGAAUUCAUUCCCUCUGAUUAUUGGACGCCUGGUUGCUACUGACAUCGACAGCCCUGACGACAGCCUUGUGUUCUCCCCAGCAACCAUUGGUGGACAAUUCUCCAUCGACCCAAACAAUGGUAGCAUCUCUAUUCUGUUUGAGGGAGAUCGAGAUGUUCAGACUAACUAUAACUUUGGAGUAACCGUUAGUGAUCCAGCUGGCAACACCGACACUGCCAUGGUCACUGUGGAGAUCACUGCCAUUAACAACGAUGCCCCUGUGCUGGACCUCAACGCCACCGAUCCAACAUCUCUUAAUGCUAGAACUUCUGCCACUUUCAUUGAAGAGGGGCCGGCAGUCGUUAUCCCCACUGACCCCCAGAUCAUAGACCCGGACGAGGUGGCAUUCUCAAUAGCAUACAUUCAAGUGAGUGUUGCUAACUCUGGCGAUUCAUCUCAGGAGGUGCUCUCCAUCAAUGCUGACUCAGCUCUCUACACUAUCAUCUCCUGUCCAACCACCUCUCCCCCCAGUGCAUUCUGCGUGCAACCAGUAGCCGGGGCAACGGAGGCACAAGUCAAUGAUCUCCUGCAGAGCUUCACCUAUCAAAACACCGAGAAUGAGUUCACCGCCUGCAGGGACGACCUCUACAGCUGUGUCGCUGGACCUCUCUCUAGGACUCUUCUGUUUGUCGUCAAUGACAAUCGAUUCAGCAGCGUUGCGAGUGAAGCUUAUGUCAUCCUCCAGCCAGUGAAUGAUGCACCUGUGCUUGACCUUGACACCUCCGCCGCUGGUGUGGACUAUGAGGCAAGGUUCAGGGAAGGAGAAGGUCCCAUUGAUAUUGUCAGCUCCAAUGGCUAUUCCAUCACAGACGAUGAUAAUGCACAGCUUCAAUCACUCAACUGUGACCUCACCAACCCUCAGGACGGUAGUGAUGAAUUCCUCCUCCUUAAUGCUUCAGCUGUUCCCCCCUCCCUCACUGCCGUUGUAUCACCUGAUGCUUAUGCCAUCUCCAUUACUGGAGCAGCCAGCGUUGGUGACUAUACCACCAUUAUGCGCCUUAUCCAGUACAACAGUAUCACCAAUAAUCCCGAUGUCACCAUUCGAGUGGUUCAGUGCUCUGUGUCUGACGGAUUGCUAAGCAGUGAAGUAGCCAGCACUGCCAUAGAUUAUCGUACCGUCAACCAGAUACCAGAGCUGGACCUAGACACCACCUCCCUUGACGUUGGGUAUUCAGUGAACUUUGUAGAAGAUGGUAGUGCAAUUUCUCUCACUAACUCAGCCCUACUGACUGACGGAGAUAAUACCAAUAUGCAGAGGCUAACGGUCACACUAAUGGGCGCGGCUGGACCUCAGGAGGUGCUCUCAGUGGAUGCAACAUUCAUCACCACACCCCUCACCUCGUCCUACACUUUCCCCAUUCUCACAAUCAAUGGAGAAGCGUCCACUGCAAUCUACCAGAGCAUCAUCAACUCCGUCUCCUAUCUCAACACUGAUGGAGAGAUUGCCGAUGACAGUACAAGGAUGGCUGUGUUUGUUGUACAGGACGCCAGUAGUGGAGACAGUGUUGCUGUGGUUACUAACAUCACCAUUACUCCAGUUGACGAUAAUUCUCCUGUUUUUUCACCUAAUAAUCGGUACACCUUCAAUGUUGAUGAGAACAGUGCUGUAAACACUCUCGUUGGCACGGUAAUUAUCAGUGAUGAUGAUCUACCCUCGGGCAACGAUGUUCCUCUAUUCUCUAUCAUUUCCUCUGUACCUGCGAUUGGAAUGUCUGACUUUAUCAUCCGGAACAAUCCUGCUCUGCCUUACACGGGUCAAGUGCUUGUCAAUGGACAGCUGGACUAUGACUCACGAGCGGACACGUAUCUACUUGUGGUCCAAGCAAGCAGUGGACUGUUUAGCAUCACAGGCGAGGUGACGGUCAAUAUCAACAACCUCCCUGACCUGCCCCCUCAGUUUACGUUUUGUCCGAGUGAAUUCUCAGUGAUGGAGAACGAGAAUAUAGGUGUACCUCUUAUCCCCCCAGGCUGUGUUGCCGUGGACCCUGAUAAUCUGGACCCUAUCACUUACUUUAUCCAUGGAAACGUCGUGGAAGGAGUCAGAUUGAUUGAUAUCAAUCCUAGCACUGGCGCUAUUUUUGUGGACAAUAAUAUUGAUCGAGAAUCAGUGGGUGUGUCCUUCUCUGUGAUAAUAUCAGCACUUGACUCCACCCUCUCAACAAUUCAAAACAGUACGAUCAUCAUCAGAGGAGAGAACGAAUUCUCCCCUGAGUUCGAUGCCGUCAGCUACUCUGCUACGGUAACUGAGAAUAAUGCACCGAACCCAUCUCCUCUCAGAACAGUGGUGGCAGCGGACCGAGACGAAUCACCUGACCUCGAUGCAAAUCCCAACUUUGUCUCGAGAAUAACUUACUCUUUUGUCGAUCCGACUCCAUUCUUCUCCAUCAACAAUGUCACAGGGGAGGUGCUCCAACAGUUGGUGGUGGACCGUGAGCAGAAUCAGCAGUUUGUGCUUCAAGUGGUUGCCAGUGACAACGACCCCACGCCCGACGCCCGUACAAGACUGGUGACACUGUUCAUUGAAGUGAGGAACGUUAACGAUGAGGCUCCACAGUUUAUCAACCUUGACAACAUAAUUAUAGUGUCUGAAGAUGAGCCAGUGAGAAGAGCAGAUCCAUUCUACACUAUUGGCUUCAAUGACCCGGACUCGGACUCUUCCUUACAGCUGGUCCUAACUCCCCCCUCCGUAGAGUUUCUGCUGAACUCGGCCAAUGGGCAGCUGAGGGUGAACACAGAUCUUGAUGCAGAUACUGAGCCGAGGAUGUAUUCCUACAACCUUACGCUGACUGACAUCAACACUGAUCCCCUAUACGCCAACACUAGCAUGUCUGUUACCGAGGAGAUAACCAUUGUACUGCGAGACACUAACGAUAAUGUUCCCCAAUUCACAAUGGCGAUAUUUGAGGGUAGCAUCACUGAGAACGAACCAGCUGGAAGUAUCGUGCUUACAGUGGCUGCUACGGACGCAGACUAUGGAUUUGACCCUAACGGUGUUCCCAAUGGCAACAACCAACUUCGCUACUCACUGCAAGGAGCUCCUCUCAACACCUUUGCCAUUGACAUGUCUACGGGUGUGAUCACUAAGCUGCGAGUGCUGGACAGAGAGGAGCAAUCUACGUACGAGUUCACAGUAGUUGUGCAAGACACGCCGCUGCCAGUGGAUGGAAUGUCUGUCUCUCCGCAGACCAACACUGCUAUCAUACAGAUCAGUGUACUGGACGUUAACGAACUCCCCCCUCAGGCAGACCCAGACCGCUAUUUUGUAUCAAUACCGGAGGACACACCCAUAGGAUCCAGCCUGGACACGACUGUGCCGGCCUACUGGAGGACUGGAGGUGACUCAGGUGUGUAUCUGAGGGAGCUGCGUGAGGCCUCGGUGAUCAACUCUGACACAGGCAUCCUCAUCUGUUCCAUGUACACACUCACUGAUGGAGGCAGCUUCUCACUGCAAGACGUCUACUACAUCAAUGGAGACAAUUGCCUCAACGUCUCUCAAGCCACACCUAUUCUACUCCGAUCCCUUGUUGGCAUGGCAAACGAGUCAGCCGUGAGAGAGCUCACCAUCCCAUUGGCUGAUGAUACGAGGAGCGAUCUGCUCGGAAUAUUCAAUCUGAACCCCACUGAUGACACUUCCGACAGGUACCUCUCCCUGCCGACUGACUUCCUUGAGACCCGCUAUUCUGUUAUCAGCCAUUCAAUUAGCAUUGUGUCCGACUCACUGGUGCGUGCCCUCAAUGGGGAGACACUCUUAGGCCAGUACCAAUGCACCCUCGCUAGCGGGACACCCAUAGUGGCCGGAAGCACGUACAAUGUCCUCUCCGACUUCUCCAGCUGCAAUACUGUGGGUGGAGGAUUCAGAUUUGCCGGUUUGUCGACAAGCAUCAAUCAAAACUAUCUGUAUAGUUACCGUGGCAAUAAUGAACGCUGCUCUGUUAUCUAUGGCCCUCUAGCAACACAAGUUAGUUCAGAGCCGCUAUUGGUGGAUCCUCUCUUUGUGGGGGGUGGUGUGUACGUGAGAUUGGGAGACGCUGGGUGUGAUAUUGACGACUCCUGUGUGUAUGUACCACGUGGUGACAGUGUAUGCAACAACCCAUCUCCAACCACUAAUAGAGCCGUUACAAUUCCUGUCUACGUCACUGACCCGGAUGGCCUGGACAAUACUAACUUUGUGUUCUCGCUGGCACCUGGUCAGCCGACAGUGACGCCUUUCUUUGCCGUGAACUCGAGUACUGGACAGCUCUACUUGCUUCAAGAGAUUGAUCGAGAUAAUGCACUCAGCUUCUUCAACGUCAGUGUACAAGUUACAGAUGGAACUUUUUCAGACCAGUUCUCAAUCGAGGUAACCAUUGAAGAUGUCAAUGAUAACAGCCCGAUACCCACUUCCCCUCUGUUUGAGGGCAGUGUCAGAGAGAAUGAGGAUCCCCUCACUUUGGUUCUCACGGUAACCUUCACCGACAAUGAUGAUGGAUCUAACGCUCAGUUAAUAUAUUCUCUACCCCCAACAGCACUAGUAGAUUUCAUCAUCAGCAACACCAGUGGAGAAAUCUUCACUGCUAGAGUGUUUGAUUAUGAGGAUGGACAAAAUGAGUAUCUAUUCAAUGUUACUGCAAGAGAUGGUGGCGGACGCGAGGGAACCUCUCAGGUACGGAUAACAAUCAGAGAUCGCAAUGAUAACAGACCCACUGUGAUAGUCGUUCCCACGGGAACAGCAUUUGUAGAAGACUCUCCGCCCAUUAUACCUGCCAGCGUGACAGUUGAGGACAGGGACAGUAGUAUCCACGCCAUGUUCUUUGCCUUUGUGAUUGUUGAGAAUAAUUUGGACGGAGAAGACGAGAUACUGAGUAUUGAUACAUCUCUUCUACCCCCCACUUUCAAACUGUGGUCAUCUAUCGGAUCUGCUGGAAUUUACGAGAAUUCAACUGUUCUCCUGUUAGUGGGUGGAGACUCCCCGCAGACAUACACCACUCUUCUCUCGGCUGUUACCUAUGACAACCAAGCCGAACUAAUCACCCGACCCCUAGACAGGACCAUCACUUAUCGCGUGUGUGACACAUUCACAGAAACCACCUUCGGCCAGUUGAGUCUAGACACACAGCUGGCAAUAAGUCCGCCAGACACCCCAACCACCCGCGAUCUCACAGAUGAAGAAGCUGAGCUACUCAUUUCUGACUGCACUGCUGCUAACAAUGCUGUCAACUCAACAGCUGUGGAUCUUGUGGAGGCCAACGACAGGCCUCAGCUGAUCAGGGCAGUGGUUCAAUAUCCACCAAUCAGAGAAGAUAUAAGUGCUAGUGAUAACCGUGGUCAGUACGUUGUUGAAACGUUUGAAGGAGUUAUAUUCGACCCCGAUCGUCAACCCUACCCCAGCGAUGUUGCCGUUACAGGAAUUGACAGUAGCACCGCACAACCAACAUUUGCUGUGCUCGCUAAUGACCAAAACUGUCGCGCUAGAUCCAACCAGAUAGUUGCCAAUGGUAGCUACGCGUGUGCCUCCAGGCUAGUGGAGGGAGGUCCUUGCUAUUGUCCGGAUCGUGUUGGAUACACCCUCACCUGUUACGAGUACCAAGACACUGUGUUCAUGUUCUGUCUUAGUGAUAAUAUCUGCAGCAUUUGUCAGUGCUCACCCCCCUCUACGACCUCUGACCUUUCAGCUGUAUCGGUGGAUUUUGGAGCAGGUUCCAUUGAUAUCUCGCAGCUGUUACAGAACCAGUUCUUUAUUUACGAGUUUACGGACACUAAUCAGCUGUACAACUUUACAUUUGGGUUUGCUAGUUUGAUAUUCACCCGAACAGAUGCUAGUACAGUUAUCAGUAUGUUCACCUUUGAUGUCACCUUCGAAGCAUUCGGAGCCGUGAGUGAUGAGUCAGCACUUCUGCUCGGCUGUUACACUCUUGUACGCUGGAACCCUGUCGAGCAUCAAACUGGCUCCUCCUCUUUCUCUUUCCGAGCCUGGGAUCGUACCAACGGACUACAACCUGGCGAGAGAGGUGCCAAUUCUACCGACCUUUCAGACUCUGCAUUUUCAUUGGCUAGCGGUAUUGCAACCAUUGAGGUCACUCCAGUCAACGACCCCCCACAGAUCAGGCUGGGGGGUCCAGGAGAGGACCAACAGAACUACAUCACCACAUACACGGAAGGAACCUCGGUGUUCAUCUCAUCAAUGGAUGCUGUCAUCAUUGAACUAGACCAAACUGAUAACUUCCUCUUCAAUCUAUCGGUAUUUAUCGCACCAGUGGGUGGAGAAUGUGACCUACCUGACUACGAGGGCAUGUCCGAUGAUCGACUAAGCUACAUGGACAACAACAUGAUUCCUGUGAUUGUCACACGAAGUACCGAGGGUCAGGCGUGUAUACUGUACGAGUUCAAUGGUGCUCUCUCUGUCGACCAAUGGAGAGCUUAUCUCACUAUGAUCAGAUUCCGAGUUGAUAACGACGAACCGAGCGAGCAUACAAGGCAGCUGGCAGUGGUCAUCUCUGACCUUGUCUCCACAAGCCCACCCUCCUUCACCACUUUAGUGGUCAAUCUCGUUAGCGACCUUUGUCCUGUAUUGCAAGUACCCACGUCUGGCACCCCCCUCGUCUAUACAGAGCACAGCGGACCUCUGGUGUUAUCUAGCACCAUCAACGUGACAGACCCAGACAGACUGGCCAUGAUUGAAGGGGCAGUGGUGGAAGUUAUGGCCACAACCACCAAUCCUUGUAGAGGGUGUGUCCUCUCCGUCAAUACGGGCUCCACUGGAAUCACUAGUACUCUGAGUUCAAGUAAUCUAACUAUCACACUCUCUGGGCUAGCCACGCCAACUAGUUAUCAGGAGGUGCUCCGAACGGUCUCCUUUGAAGAUACCUCUGCCGAGCCCACCUUUGACCUUAUUAUGAUACGGUUCACCGUUCAGGACCCUCAAGUAACCUCAGCGAUAUGUGUACAAGCCGUGGGGGAGAUUGGCGUGAUGAUCGAACAUGUCAACGACAAUUCACCGGACCUCUAUCUCAACUACCCGUUGUCCGAAGACUUUACCACUGUCUUUAUGGAGGGGGCGGGCCCAGUUGCCGUGACAGGUGGUAUGGUGGAGAUCCGAGAUCUUGAUGGAGUGGAGUCCAGUGUGUACAUUAUCUCCGUGGUGAUUACAAGUGGUUGUUUUCCCUCGGAGGACAGCCUGCAGUUUGCAGCACCUCCUCCUACCACCGUUACUUUAGCUUACAAUAGCACCACCUGCUCCAUGUCAUUGCUAGGCAACUCGGACGCUCUAGAGUCUGAUCUUGGGAGGCUUCAAUACACCAACCUCAAUAUUGACAACCCUACCAUCAAUGUGCGCAGCAUCUCCUUCACCAUAACCGACGGUAGCCUCCAGUCUCGAUCAUCUGUAACCGAGGUGACCAUCACAGCCAUCAACGAUGCCCCAAUGGUGGACCUGGAUACUAGUAACAGCGUCUCCUCUGACAGCAUGGUUACCAUGAUACUGGGUACGGGAUCUGUGGCGCUGACGGGUGAUAACCAAGGGAACAUUAUUGACCCCGACACUGACAACCUCAUCAGCCUAACGCUGGUUCUAAAUGAGAUAGAUAGCACAGGAGUUCAAGUGGAUCCAAGAUCUGAUGUGGAUUUUGAGAGUGUGCAAUCAACGGAAGGGCCGUUCAUUGCUGGUCUGGGUCUGGGAUUCCAAUACCUUCAGGCUAUGGGGGAGCUACGCAUCACUGGACAAGCCUCAGUCGCUGACUACACGGCCAUCUUGAACAGCCUGGUGUAUGUCAACACCCGACUACCGCCCACGGAGAACACUCGUCGCAUAUCAGUGGUAGUAUCAGAUGCAACGAGCAACAGUGAACUUGCAUUUGCCACAGUACGAUUUGCUGGGGACCUCACCGCCCCCACUCUGGAUCUCAACGGCAACGACCCGGGGACUGGCACAAUGGGCACUUACAUCAUCACCUCACAGCCGCUGCAGCUGUUCCCUAAUGCAUUCCUCAGUGAUGCUGAUCGUGACAACAUUUGCUAUGCCAACAUCACUCUGGUUGGCCCAGACACCACCUGCACUGCCUCCAGCAUCAACUUUGAGACUGCCUUCAGUGACAUCAUGAUCAGUACCGAGGACUCCACCCCCGGCUCUGUCCGCUAUCAGCUCACCUCCCUAUUCACCGACUGCAGGGAGGCUCUUGUUUACCAGAGCAUCCUAAGAGGCAUCACGUUCUCAGUACCCGACAACACACCAGCUGGCGUCUGCACUCUCUCUGUGGUUGUUGAGGAUGCUAGACGAUCUGUUAGUAACACAGCCUCAGGCUCUGUGGAGGUACGAGCAUUCAACGCUGCACCGUUUAUUGAUCUCGACCGCGGACUCAGUGGACGCGACUACUCAACCGCGUACUUUCAAGGUGGUAGCAUUCAACACAUUGCGAGCAUAUUCGAUGCAGCCAAUGCAAGGAACAUUACUGACAUGACUGUGAUUGGGGAGGCUGAUGGAGAAGCUCCCUUUGACGAUGGCACCCUCUACCAUGGUGUGGUUAUCAUGGAGGAGUCUUAUGCUGGCUACACUCUCAUUGACGUAGACAGCCCAACACUUGAGUACCUUCAAGUAGAGUUCUUCUUUGCUAACAACCUGGAGAAUGAUGUUAUCCGUUACCCAUGCCAACCAUCGACCCCCCUCCCUGAGACAAUCACAGGUGCGGCUAAUGGCUGUGAUAGUUUGAACCCUGGACCCUUCACUUUUGCCACCCCCAUAUGCGAUCCCAACGUGUUCUCUGCUUGCUCCGCUACUGAAGAUCUCUGCUCUGACAUGCAGGUCACCAUAUUCUGCUCCACCGGGAGGAAGGCUUAUCGGUUCACUUAUCUGAAUAAUCCUUCUGUUGAGAGAUAUCGAUUGCUCGUACGUUACCUUGGUUACGACUUCCUUAUUCCCAGAGGCGGACAGGUUGAUCAGAUUCGACUACUGAACGUUAGCGUAUUUGAUGGAAUCAGUCAGAUGUUUAACCCUCAGGCAAUUACUCGUGUAACUAUACGUAAUCAGGAUGUCGUCAUCAUCAUUGUUGACCCCGCUCCCCCUAACUCCACCUUUAUUGUGUACGAGGACGAGCGACCAGGAAGAAUCUGCAACCUGUACCAACUCCGAGUGAUGCGAUUGGACGGAACUUUCCCAGAUCCUAGUCAGCUUGUAUACAACCUCACCAUUGGCAACACCAAUGAAGCGUUCGGUAUUGACGAGGAAGGAGUGAUAUUUUUGAACAAUCCAGUGGAUCGCGAGACCAUCCCCUUCUAUGACCUUACAGUUACUGCUAGGUUGCGUAAUGCAGACCCCGAUACCACUGCUAGCUCAACACUGAUUGCUGAAGUGAUUGACGUCAAUGACAACCAUCCCAUUACCGCUGACUCUUAUUCUGUCAACGUUACUGAGGGACAAGCGGGUGUGCCUGUCGUCCAGGUGAUGGCUACAGAUGCUGACAUUGGCAGUAAUUCUGAGCUGACGUACCUCCUGUUGGGAAUUGGGGCGGAGAACUUCCAAGUGGACACCACCGGCUAUGUGACUACACGCAACGCUCUCAACAUGACCAUACAAGACUUUUAUCUUCUAGUAAUGAUAAUCACCGACAGAGGAGAAAUAGCUUUGUCCACACACACAAUCAUCAACAUUUAUGUCAUCACCCCACCCCCCACAGACCUUGCCUUCAACCCAUUUGACGACCCCCUGCUUGUGUUUGAGGAUACCCCCAUUGGAAUGGUUGUCGGCAAUCUGUCUGCAUUUGAGGUCGGUGGUACUGGAGACACCUCCUUCAUCAGGUACAGAUUCAUUGAGAUAGUAUCCGUAGAGACUGGUGUAAUGGUGUUCCCUGCUCCGUUUGCGGUGGAUGGUACAAGUGGAGUGAUAACAACUGUGACUGGGUUGGACUCUGAGACCACCAUUGGAUACGAUGUUGUCAUAGAAGCGUUCAGUAUUCGUGGUCUCUUUCCUCCUCGGCCAACACUUGCUAACUUCACCAUCAGUAUCUCUGACGUCAAUGAGGGACGACCAAUGUUCGUAGGUGCCCCCUACACUCGAGCUGUUGAGGAGAAUGCAGCCUCAGGCACUCUUGUGUUCACGCUGGUUGCCACUGACGAUGACUCUAUGAACCUCGGGUUGGUAUACUCACUAGACCCCAGUGCUCCUUCUAACCUCCCAUUUACUGUUCUCUCUAACGGACAAGUUGUUGUUUCAGGUGAUGUCGAUUAUGAGUCUGCUACCUCACACAUCUUUACUGUACAAGUACAAGAUAACCCCGCCCACAACAUGCCCCCUUUGUCAGCCACUGCACAAGUCAACAUCCUGGUUACUGAUCAAAACGAUAGUCCUGCAGUGUUUGCGGGAGGUCCUUUCAACGUGAGUGUCCGAGAGAGCGAGAGCAAUGAUUACAUCCUCUUCAGCUUCUCCACCACGGACGCUGACUCCGCCCCUAAUAGAGAUGUCACCUACUCUCUGCAAGGUCUCGAGAACUCUCCGUUCUGUCUGAUUGGCAUGACUGUACGAGUGUGUAAUGACGACCUGUUGACCUCCUUGGAGAUGGAGGGGGUGGUCUUUGAAUUCAACCUCAUAGCAACGAACCCUGGCACGCCUCAGCGGCAGACAACCGUACAGCAAGGUAGCAUUGAAGUGAUACUAAUCAACGAAUUCGAUCCUUUUGUGACUAUGUCAGUAAUACAACACCAGGGUUUUGUUGAGGAAGAUUGUCGACCCGCCCUCCAGUGCAUUGGUACGUUCGUGUACGACUUUAGCAACAUCACCUCUGAUGAUGAUGGCGGCAUGGGCGGAGAUUUGCGCUAUACCCUGGAAACUAUGGGAACCCCCUUCACUUUGGACCCAGUUACUGGUGUCCUACGGAUAUCUGGUAGGAUAGAUCGCGAACGACGGAGCUUUUACGACCUUGACAUAUUUGUGGAGGAUGGGGGAGAUAUGGAGGGUGUGGUUCGCAAUGACUCGACGAUUAUCAUAAUCCCAAUCACGGACCUGAACGACAACAGUGCAGUCAUCAUACCUCCUACAAAGUUCAACAUAACCGAGGACAUGACUAACAGCACAGCACCAUUUGGUAGAGUGUCCUUCACAGACGCUGACACUGUGGGCACCCACACAUUCGCUAUUGUAACCCCUAACGAGGCCAAUAUCGAGAUCGGCUGUACCAAAUCCAAUGAAAUCACUAAUUCUUUAUACGUUCCCUUCGACAUUAUUGAAUCAACUGGAGAGCUGUUCUUCUGUACAGCUGUGGACUUUGAGACGGAACAGCGCAUAUACACUGUGGACAUCGAGGUAUUCAACCAGAAUCUGGAGUUUGUUAGUGGUCAGAAUCCUGUCAAUCCUGUUUCUGCCGAGUUCUCCGUGUGUAUAGUGGACUCCAACGACAACCCGCCCUCCCUGGAUGAAUCCAACUACAGCUUCAGUCAUCGGGAGAAUCUUCUUCCUACUUCAGUGGUCGGUAUGGUUACUGCCACAGACGUUGACAGCGGUGCUAACGGUGAUCUGGUGUUCUCCAUUGUGGGACAAAGCAGCGCUGAUUGCAGCAACUCACAGGACACAUUCGGGUUGGUGAAGACCGGGCGUACAACUGCAAACCUUAUCACGUGUGUCAGCUUAAACUACGAGACCACCGCCUUCUAUCAACUCACCGUACAAGCCUGUGACAAUGCAGCCAGCCCUCUCUGCGAUACCGCUCCCGUUGCCGUGACAGUCGAGGACAGAAACGAUAAUGCUCCUAUUUUCUCUGAAGUCAAGUACUUAGCCCAAAUCAAUGAGACAGACACCUCACAGAUGAUGGUAUCCGUGGUCACAGUGAUAGUGUCCGAUAGCGACUCUCCUCUCAACUCCAUCAGCACCUUCGCUAUCCUCACACCUCUCACCCCCUUUGGACUACGAUCAGCCACGCCCACCACUGUGGAGGUAUUCGUAGCAAACCCUGACGAUAUUAACUUUGAGAGUGGCACUGUGAUGUAUGAGAUUGAUGUGCUGGCAAACAACUCUCCCGCUGUUGCCGAUGACGUUACUCAGAACAAUACCGUCCGUGUGUGUAUCACUGUGGUGGAUCGUAACGAUAAUGCUCCUCGUAUUUCUGAACCAUUUCAAUUCUCUGUACGUGAGAACCAGCCUUCUGAAACGCUAGUCGGCUGUGUGGUUGCCAUGGACGCUGACUCUGAUGUCAGGGGAACCCUUGAAUACUCCAUUCCCUCGUUCCCUGUUUGCUCCAAUGAUGUCCCCUUCUCCAUCAAUGAGACCUCUGGUUGCCUCUCUACAUGUACCCCUCUAGACUACGAGGAACAGACUACCUACACAUUUGUGGUUAUGGUGUGCGAUCAAUCGGUUGCCGAGGUGAUGAUGUGCUCGUCUCGGAACUUUACCAUCAAUGUGGAGGAUUUGAACGACAACCCGCUAGAGUAUUCCCAAGACCCGUACAUUGUGGACCUCAAUGAGAACAGUCUACCUGGAAGUAUAUUGGUGACUAUACAAUCAUCUGACCAGGACUCUCCACCUAACUCUCAGGUGACGUAUUCGUUUGUGAACACUUCCGGACCAUUUGGAAUAAUAGACGAAGAUGACGUGUUCUACACUGGGGCGGAGGAGCUGGAUUAUGAGGGGCCCACCCGGACCUAUAUCUCACACCUCAGGGGCAUCAAUCCCCCAAGCAACUCAGAUGAUCAAACCCAUAUUGUUGACGUGGCGAUUGUGAUAAAUGUAGUGGAUCGAAACGACCAACCGCCAGUGUUUCCAUCUCCAACGGAUACAGUACAGCUGCAAGAGAAUUCACCGAAUGGAGACGUUGUUUAUACACUGUCCACAACUGAUGCCGACACUGACCUCAACUCACAAGUCCGAUACCAAAUCCUCCAGUCCAAUACUCCAUUCACUAUUAUCGAUGACAAUGUGGUGGUAUCAGAUAGCGAUGCUUUAGACUUUGACCCCCCCGCAUCAGUACAAGAGAUUGAACUGCUGAUACAAGCCGUAAACGAGGCCCUUGACGACGAAACCCAGAUCACUAAUUUCACACUCACAGUGCAGCUUACAGACGAGAACGACAACUCCCCUGUUUGUGUAGGCCCGUCUGCUUUCAUAUACCCAGAGGACCUGAACGUGGGGGCGGAUCUGAGAAGAGCAAUGGCUGCAGACAUCGACUCAGGCCUCAACCAAGAACUUCGCUUCUCGAUAACAAGGGAAAACACGACAGACCCUGAUCCAAUGUGUUCCUCUGAGCUACCGUUUGAGAUUGACCAGAUUACUGGCUACAUCUACGCCUGCAUGAGGCUGGAUUACGAGAACAUGACUUACUACGAGUUCAACAUCACGGUGUGCGACUUAGGCACCCCCCAGAGAUGUAGUCAAUGCCCAAUCAUGAUCCAGAUUAUGGACGUCAAUGACAACGCCCCCGUCAUCAUCCCCCCCACAGAGUUCAGUGUCACCGAGACCUCCCCUCAAGGCACUCUGGUUGGUUGCAUCAAUGCUGACGAUGCAGAUUCUGGUCAGAAUGCGCUAUUGAACUAUUCCCUCUCGGCUGGCGUCGAGGAAUGCACUACACUCAUCCCCUUCUUUGUGAAUGACACGACUGGAUGCAUUGAAGUGUGUCAACCUCUCAACUAUGAAGCUGUCAUAACCUACUCCUUCGAUAUCGUAGUAUCAGACAUGGGAUCUGUGGUGCUCAGUACUAUAGCAACUAUCAUAGUGGACAUCAUCAACGAAAACGACCACCCCCCUGUCAUCACCCCUGUUACCAUGGCAGACGUCAUAGAGGAGCUCCCUAAUGCACUCGUACUAACAGUACUAGCCAGUGAUGCAGAUGCCCCUCCAUUCAAUAACUUCACGUUUUCAUUGGUCGAUAGUGCAGGAGGACGGUUCACUAUUGACCCAUUCUCUGGCGUCGUGCUAACCACACAGUCGCUGGAUCGAGAGGAGCAAGCAAUGUACAGUAUCACUGUACGUGUCACGGAUGGUGUGUUCAGUGCCAAUCAGACCAUAACUGUUUAUCUUACGGACAUUAACGACAACUUCCCUCAGUAUGUUGGCCAAGAGCUCUUCAGUUUUCUUGAGGAGAGUCUGUUCCAACUUGUGGUGCCCUUCACCGACAGAGAUGUUGGUCAGAACGCUAACCUCACGUAUACUGUGAGCGAUGCAAGAUUCUCCAUCAAUAACUUUGGCGUUUUGAUGAACUUGGUACUGUUGAACAGGGAGGAAGAAGCCGCUGUUACCUUGGAGAUAACUGCUAGAGAUUGGGGAGUUCCUUUCCGAGAGAAUCAAACCAUCAUUACCAUAGUGUUGUUGGAUAUUAACGACAAUGCCCCUCAGGCACUGCCGCCAUUCAUGGCAGAUGUGAUUGAUGGAUCCCCUGAGGGUACUGCGAUCAUAACUCUCAAUGCAGUUGAUGCUGACGAAGGUUCCAACUCCGCUCUCCUCUUCACUCUGAUCGAUGAUGCUGGUACGUUCAAAGUGGACAACGAGACGGGUGUGGUCACUCUGACAAGGGACAUUAACCUCGUAUCAUCAACGGUUGUCACUAUACCAUUCACAGCCUCCAUUUCCGACAGAGGCUUGCCAACGCAAACAAUUACUCAAAACUACACAAUCUUCAUUGUCAGCUCUGUGCCCGGAUUCCCUCAAACUCAGUACAGUUUCAGUAUAUUGGAGAAUUCAUUCGGAGAAAGUAUGGGCGUGAUUAGAGCGAUGGACCGUGACCUGAAUCUCUUGAACGAUGCCUUCGAGUACACCAUCCUCUCUGUGAGUCCAUACAAUGCUGGGUUCACUGUGGACAGCUCUGAGGGCAAUGCCACCAUCACCAGUCCGAGCAGCUAUCUAGACUAUGAGGACAACGAUGUGUUCACUGUGAUUCUUGGAGUUAGCAGGCCGAACAUGACAGCUGUUGUUGACGACACCACCACUGUUGUGAUCACCGUGCUGGGCCUUAACGACAAUACUCCACGUCUCUCACCCCUUAAUAUCACAGCUGAACUGGCCGAACACUCUGCAGAUGGUACCAUUGUUGCUAUGGCAAUUGCUAUCGAUUUUGAUCUCGGUCCAAGUGGACAACUAACAUUCAACCAUACAGGAAAUGGUCAGAAUUAUUUUGAAUUUGAUGCCUCCGGAUAUUUCAUUGUUUCAAACAGCAAUUUAAUUGAUUUUGAAUCUGAUACAAGUUUUACCUUUUUGUACCAAGCUUGUGAUAAUGGUGUACCUCAGGUGUGCAGUGCAGCUGGUUAUAUAUUUAUCACCGUGGUGAACAUUGAUGAUCUACCCCCUGUGUUCAACCCAAAUGUGUACAAUCUCGAAAUCUCUGAAGGGUUUGGUUUUAACCGACUUUUAACGUACAUCAACUUCACCGAUCCAGACACCCCUCUUGAAGAUAUCACCCUCAGUUUGGACCCCCCACAGACACAGUUCACCAUCCUCUUGCUCAGCGGAACAGGAGCUCUCAUGACAACAGACGAGCCUCUAGACAGAGAGACCAUACCUAUACACACAUUCAACAUUAUCGCUACAGAUACGGCCGCAGCUCAAGCUACUGCCAUGGUGACUAUCAUUCUGCUGGAUGAAAAUGAUGAGAGGCCUCGCGUUGAACCAAUGGACAAUGUGGUGUAUUUCCUGGAGGGUGUAGGCACGGCAACUCCUGCAGCUGCUUUGAGCAUUGUGGACCGUGAUGAUGUUUCCUUGUACCCUCUACGUAGCGUGCAAAUGAGCCUCCACCCAUCACCCAUGUCUAUCGAGAGCUUCCCACUACCCGGAGGACAAUGCAACCAUGACAACUACACCAUUCUCUAUGACAACAACGUGCACAGCUUGUGCAGUGAGGGUGGCUGUACGUAUCUGCUGGACCCAGCACAGAUAUCUGGAGGAGUAAUUGUGGACAGAAUUCUUGAUUUGGGUCAGUCGCCAUUUGCUAGAAACUUCUUGGUAUUGUUUAGUGGCGAGCAGCUGCUACAAUUCAGCGUAACCAUCUGGGUGAGGUUCUCGGCCCCGUCAAAUGGCUUUAUUGUUGAGAUGCAGAGUACUGUCAAUAUAUUCAGUCUUCAAGUGUUAAAUGAUGGCUCCCUGAAUAUCCAAGUGAACCCUACCGGCAACAAUCCCACUAGACUUGUGGAGACCGGCCAGCUACCCACUCACGAUGGAGAGUGGCAUCAAGUUGCUGUGGUGAGACAGAUGAACGUGAUGUCAAUAUACUUCGACAGUGAAAUGGUUGCGUCUGCUUCUAAUGUUGAUAACUCCACCGUGGACAGUCCAUUUACUAGAGGAGAAUUUGAAAGUGGAACAUUCUUCCUUGGAAACCGACUAGACAAUGCAUUACUCUCUGAGUUCUAUUUCUGCGACUCUGUUAUCACUAACGAGCAUCUGUUCUGUACCUUUACUUGUGGCGAGACCUUGGAUGUGACAUCCAGUACAGAAAAUGUCACGGCAACUAUCAACCAUCGCACAAGAACUGUGGAGCUUACCUAUACCGGCACUGAUACGUUGGCCUCCCUACCUCAACUGGAGGUUGCCAUGAGGACAGUUAAUUACAGCAACAUCUUGGACGAGCCUCACCCCUUGGACAGAGGUGUGUUUUUAUUGGUUACCGACAUGGUUGGACCAUCGGAUACAGAGACUGUGGUAACUGUGCGACCAAUCCUUAUCAACGAUCAACGCCCUGUCCUGGACCUCAACGGAUUUGAAACCCCCGGCCUGAACUUUGCAACAGUGUUUGAUGAGACUUCUCUGGGUACAGAGGUCAUUGGAGCCAAUGCUAUCCUUUAUGACAGGGACAGUGGUUACUGGCCAUUGGACCGUAUCAUUAUACAGCUGAUAUCUGCAGGCUCCCUCGAGGCACUAGUAAACAGUGGGAGCUCUGAACUAGUCAAUGUAACUCUGUUGUCUGGAUUGCAAUUGAUUGCCCUGACGCCCCGCAUCUCUUCAACACCCGUGUUCCCCGAGGCCUAUCUCAGCGCUCUGAGGAACAUUCUAUAUCUGGACCUUGAGGAGGAACCAGUGGAGUUUGAUCGAGUCAUCCAGUUCACCGUGUUUGACGAAGGAUCGAAUGUCAACGAUCCUCUCUCGUUCACAACCGUUACAGUGACACCUACUAACGACAAGCCUACACUUGACUUGGAUAGUACAAACCCAAACAGCCGUGAUACUACUGCCACUUACUUGGAAGAAAGUGGAAGCAGUAAUAUCAUCGAUUCCUCAAGAGUUGCAAUUGCUGACGAAGACAGUACAAUGUUCUCCUCUGCUAUCUUCACCUUUGUCACUCGUCCAGACAUGGAGGCGGAGUCUCUCGCAUUAUUUCCCCCUGCAACUACCGUUACAGCCAGUUUUGACAUUGCAGCUGGUGUUCUAACACUUGUGGGGGCGUUGGAGGCAAAUGAGUGGGUAAAUAUAUUUGGGAAUGUUAUGUACCAGAAUGCUAAUGGAGGUCUGAGUGAUGUAGCCGUGCGGGAGGUCUCCGUGGUGAUCACAGAUAUUGAGGGAGCUACUAGCGAUCCUGCCUUGGUUCGUAUCACCGUCCGUCCAUUCAACGACCCCCCCACAAUCUUCCUGGGGGGUCCAGGCAUCAAAGACUACGUCACAACCUUCACUGAGGAUGGUAAUUGUGUACCCAUUGUUGCUCCAGACUCUCAAAUACUCGAUCCUGAUACGAACAGUCUGCAGAACGUGCGUGUCGUCCUCAACACCAACGGCAUUGUUUCUGACUCAGAAUAUCUGGAAGUGACCGCCAACAUCCCACAGAUUAGGAGCUUUUCCUUCAUGCAGCGGACCAGUAUAAUCUUCAUCCAAGAUCAGUCCAGCUCUAUUGAAUUUUUUGAGAUUGGCUUGAGGAGUGUGGUAUAUUGUAACAAUGUUGAUGAACCAGACGAGUCGUUCAACCGUACUAUAACCGUGACUGCUCUAGACACCACACUUACAACUGAGGGUGGGGUCACUCGGACAGGCUCCAUCUCCUCAUUGUCCACCUCUAGCGUACAAAUAGUGAGGGUGAAUGAUCGCCCAGAGUUGUUCUUUGAACCUCAACAGAAUGUGUCAGUGCGUGGUGUGCCUACCAUCAUCAUCAACCCGGACAAUAUCGAAGUGGAGGACUCAGACGACGAUGUAUUCAGUGAGCUGAUUAUCUCCAUCAUAAACCCUCAGGAUGGAGACGACCAAGAGAUCAUUCAGUUUGAUAUGGACCUCCCCUUCGAGACCGUAUCUAUUGGACCUUUACCAGGGGCGAACAACUCCAUUGAAUAUAGCGUUACCUUCCAGAACAAUGGCGGACGGAACGAGCGUGUGUAUCUGACAAUUGGGAGGAUACGUUACAACAACAUAGCUACAGACAUCACCGUGGAUCCACCGCGCGUGAUUUGUGUGCAGAUAAGCGACUUCAAGAUCUUCAGUGAGCAAACCUGUGUAACUGUAACCAUCUCUCCUGCAAACAACUUCAAUCCAGUAUUUGAUCCAGCCAGUAUGUUGGAGUUCACUCGAAAUGAGACAAACCUGCCGCUCACUUUAACCACCCUACAAGCAACUGACGCUGACCCAGGCCUCGAGGGGGAUAUUUCUUACAGAAUAUCGCAAGUGCUCUCUGUAGCCAUGGGCAUCCCUCCAGUUACACGGGUAACCACAGGCCUAUUUGAGAUCGACUCUGAGUUUGGUGUGUUGACUGUCCCCAACGGACUGGACGCCGAUGACUUCCAGCUGCACAAUGUCACUGUAAUAGCUGAAGACAUGGGAAACCCUGUAUUAACGGACACUGUGUAUGUGGUUGUGCGUGUGGAGGACCUCAAUGACAUUGCCCCAGUAUUUGUAACCCUCAGUGGUGACGAGCCCCCCUACGAUGCACCCCCACAGAGGGAAGAGCUGGACCCCCCCAGAAGUAUAUUCAUUGUGCGGGCAGAAGAUAGAGAUUUCACUUCACCCAACAACAGGGUUGUACGCUACGAACUGUUGAACUUUCAGGAUCGUUUCUCCAUUGACAACAAUGGUAUCAUCCAGUUCAUCACUCAGUUGGAUGCAGAAGAACAGUCCACCUACGCUCUCAACAUAUCUGCAGUGGACGGGGGAUCUCCCCCACAAACCUCUUAUGCUACCGUCCUGUUCAGUCUGACAGACUUCAACGACAACCCAGCUGAGAUACAGCAGCUGGCACCGGCUGUAAUCGUGAUAGGGGGUGCUGCUACUUCCAUUGGUCCCGCCCUGAGAAUCAAUGACCCUGAUCUAGGCUCGGCAGCCAUCAGCUCUAUAGAGGUGACACUGGUUCCGAAUGCUGUAGACAGCCAGAGGCAAUACAUCGAUUGUCUGAUGGUGUGCCAGGAAGCGAGGCUACAAGAUGCCGGGCUCUUGUCCUCUACCAUCAACCUCCUUGAUGCAGCUACCUUUCAGAGCGACAAUAACGCCCAAGGGGCAUUUAACGAUUCAGAUGUUAUUGGUGGAGGUAACUGUCCUGCAGUGACUGUCAACAGACUAACAACCCUAGCAGACGAUGGUUACGGUCGAAUACCUCGUGCUUCCCUCCCUACUGACUUUGGCUCUGGAGAAUUCUCAAUUUCAUUUGUACUGAGGCAAGAUGCCGAAGGAUUUGUUCUCACACUUCCUGACUCAGCGAAUCCAACUCUACCCGCUAGUGCUGUGGAGCGCCAGUUCGCAGUUUGGGUUCGUCGUUUUGACAUUCGAGUCUACUAUGUCUACGGGGCAGGCAGUUUUGACACUGCUGUUUAUAGACAGCCUACAGGACAAGAAAAUUUCACACCAGGAUCAGGAGUAGGAGCAAGGCACUAUACUCUGGUUUUAAGGACCACCUCGUCCACCACUGCUGAGAUUGACUACUAUAUUGACUGUGCACUAGUGGAUACUCAAGCACUAUUGGGAGUACCUGUCUCUCCAUCAUCAAAUAUUGAUUUGUUCAUCGGCAACUCUCGCCCCCCUGCAACCAUUAGUGGUAGAUUGGGCGGUGCCCUACAUGGCCUCUACUAUCACAACAGUCCUCUCACUCAAACACAAGUACUGGAUUUCUGCAGCUGUGGCCAAGAGUCGCUUGUCCUUCCUCUUCUCCCUAACUCCAUUAGAGUCAGCCAACUCACUAACCAGAGGGUUGUCUUCGUUGCGAACUCCUCCGAUCUCAUUCCUCAAGCGGAUGCAGAGAGUGUACUGCGAGACAUUGGCUACCUCAACACUUUCAUAGACCCCACCGUUGACCCCCCACGCUCUCUACAGUUCAGUCUUACUGAGGAAACAGGUGACUCUGCAAACACGAUCGGAAAUGUUUACUUGGUAACCAGCGACAAUGCUUUGCCAGUACUAGACAUCAGCUUUGCGGCUGGAAUAAAUUAUGUCACAACAUUCACAGAAGACGCAGGUCCUGUUGCCGUAGCACCAGACAGUCGAAUGACAAGAUUGAUUGAUGGGUUUUUGAACCCGACAUUUGAUCGAGUGAUUGUUCAGUUAACCAACGCCCAAGAUACCAGUGAAACAUUGUCUGCAGUAUCCACAGAGUCGUACAUCACCGUACAACGAUCACCUGACCGUCAAAUGGUUGAGAUUAUCGGACCUGGUAUUGCAGGUGACUUUAUCACUGUGCUAGACACGCUGGUGUAUGAAAAUACAGACGAUCGUCCCACUACAACAAACCCUCGUGUGAUCCAAUUCACUAUCGUUGACACCGAUGGCCGACAGAACAACCCUCUGGCACAAACCUCCGUCAAUCUCAUCACUGUUAACGACCCUCCAGAAAUCUCUCUCUCCUCUAACAGUGGAGACCUCCUCUCCUCGGCCAUGUACGAUGAGUCUACUCCCGGCGUUGCCAUAGCACCUGCACUAAUGGUACAAGAUGUGGACAGUGAUAACCUGGUGAGUGCUACUCUCAACCUAACCACUCCAACAGUUGGCACGGACACUCUCACUGCAACAGUUGCAAAUCCAAACAUCUUUGUUUCAUUUUCUGGUAAUAUUUUAUCUCUGUCCGGAUCAGCCAGCCUUGAGGAGUAUCGACAGGUGUUAGCUAGUGUCAAUUUCUCCUCAACAGACUCCCCCUUCCUUGACAACAGUGGACAACCUGAGGAGGACCCUACACGAACCGUUGUCAUAACAGUAUCUGAUGGACAGCUAGACAGUGAAAUGGCACAAGUUACUAUCGAGUUUAUACCUCGUGAUGACCCCCCUGUGGUUUCCAUUGGCAAUGCUACGAUUAUAUUUAACGAUGGAGAUGGAGCAGUGCUCAUUGCUCCAAAUGCCAUCAUAGCCGACGAUGAUAACAGGAUCCUGGCUAGCAUGCUGAUUGAGCUAUCUAGAGAGAAUGACGCUGAGAACGAUGUGCUGAGGAGUGGCGCCAACUUGGGACCAGUGCUUGAAUUUGAAAUACCCGAUACAAUUGCUAACUUUGAGUCUAAUUUGAGAGGAAUAGAAUAUGUGAAUUUUGCGUCAGAGCCUGAACUCUCCCCUCGUACCAUUACCAUCACAGUCCGAGACUUCAUGGGCUCCUCCACCACAACAGUCACCAUCAAUAUUGUGGAUGUGAACGACAACCCACCAAACUUUACCCCAUCGCUAUAUAACUUUGACAUCCCCGAGGAUGCAACCAUAGGAACCACCAUUGGUGUUAUGAUGGUGUCAGAUGCUGACAGGAACAUGGAUGUCAUAACUCUGUCCAUAGCUCCAUCAUCUGUGCCCUUCAUUGUAACCCUUGUGGAUAAUGAAGUAGGAGUGAGUAUAUCACAGGCUUUAGACGCAGAGGACACGUCCAUCUACAGCUUCACUGUCACCGCUAGCGAUGGCGUUAACAAUAGCUCAGCUACAGUGACUGUUGAUGUGCUGAAUGUGAAUGAGCCCCCCUCCAUCACUCUCGACCCCUCCAACCCGAGUGUUGUGCUCAGACCCCUCAGUGUUACCCAGCUGCUGCAGAACACUCCAACAAUAUUCGAUCCAGACAUCAACGAUGAGGUUAAGGUAGCUAUUCUAACUCUGAGGGAUGUGCCCUCAGGCUCUAACGAAUCGCUGAAUUGGAACCCCAUACCAGGCUAUAGCUUCGGAGAGACGGCUACCAAUGUGUACAGACUAGAGUCCAUUGCAUCUAAUGUAUCACUGGAAGAUGCUCUGCUCUCACUGACGUAUGUGGUGGGCUCCGUGGUAACCUCUCUGACGGAGAUUCGUACAGUAGGUGUUCUGGUUAUUGAUGCUGGUGAUUUGUCGAGUAAUGAAGUCACUGUGGCGGUGUCUCUGGCGAGUGUUCCUGUCUUCACUCAGAUGGUGUACAAUGUGUCUCUGCUAGAAGGUAUGCUGGCAAUGAACUUUUUAACGGUGCAGGCAAGCGUAGAGAGCGGAGGAGAUGUAAUUGAAUAUGCAGUGGAGCAAGGUUUUGGUGUCAUGAUCAACGCUAUGACAGGUGACCUCUCUCUUCUCUCUCUAUUGGACAGAGAAGUUUCUCCCACCAUGAGUUUUGAGGUGUAUGCUAUUGAUGCCCUCCCACCGGCUCGUACUGGCACUGCCAUGGUAACCAUCACUGUUAUGGAUAGCAACGACGUACAACCGAUAAUCAAUGGAUUAGAUAAUCUAACAGUGUUCAGUGGCAUUUCCAUAGCCCUCUUCCCAAAUGCGACCAUCACAGACCCGGACACAGUGGCACUGAUCAUGAGAGCCACAAUCACUCUGAUGGGAGAUCCUCUACCAAGCGGCAGCUUCACCGGGAGAGUGUGUGUGGACGAGUACAACACCAUAGCUAAGAUGACCUCAGUGUGUGGUCUACCUGCCCAAUCCUUUAUUGAUUUGGUCAGUGGAGUAAGUGCUACUGGUUUAAGCCUCGUGCAAACACGGCAACCUGGUAGCAACGAUGUAUUGAUGACCAAUGGAGGCUAUGCUAUUGUUACUGAAAACUUCACUGACUUCACUGGACAAAUUGAUGAGUUUACGCUGGCAUUCUGGAUUCAAGUGUCGUCCUCAGGCUAUAUAGUGUACUAUGGCAACACAGACUUCACUGAGAGGUACCUGGCUGUGUACUACUCUGCAGGGAACAACCAGCUCAUCUUGACGCUCAAGAGGCAAGGAGAGUCAGGGUUGAGUGCUCAGAUCCGGGUCAGCUUCCAGCUGUCUACAGUACUGUCAGACGGUGGCUAUCAUUUCAUGAUGCUUCAAUAUGGCUCUAGGAACGUGGUGUGUGCAGUAGACGCCCAGCUGGUGACCAGUACUGCAGUGGUGUACAAAGAGUCCCCCUUCAUUGGGGAGGUGUUUGGAUUGCCACUCGAUUUUGACAUUGAAGGACCGCUCUCCACUACUGACAAUGUGUUUGUGCUUGGAGCUCGUCCCAUUACAUCAGGCUAUGACAUGCUUCUGGUUGGCCAACUCUCCGGAAUGGUCCUCAUACCGUCGCUGGCUCCACCCAACUUUUCUAUGUGUAUGUUGAGUUGUCUGGAGAGUCUUGUGGCUGAGACCAGUGGCACAAGUGUAACCGCCCUUCCCUUUGAUGAGGCUGGUCGUCAGCUGGUACUCAAUGGUCCUACCCACCCCUCGGACUUUACACAAGUCCUCAGGGAAUUGCUCUACCUCAACUUAGCUCCUGACAUUAACCUUAACAGCAUUACCCUGGAGGUGUUUGAUGGCCAGAGUGCCACCUCAGGCUCAGUAACAGUGACUCAAGGAUUAGCUGCUCCAAUGGGACGUCGCAGGAGACGUGCAGCAUCCAAACCAGUUGAACCAGAGCAGCCUGUCUAACUUAUUAGAUUACGUAACUAAUUGUAGUUUAGAACAACCGUUGAUCGGUACUGAACAUAAUUAUUAGUAGAUUAUUUUGAAGCAUAAUUAUUAGUAGAUUAUUUUGAAGCAUAAUUAUUAUGUGCAGUAGAUCCAUUAAUAACUGCCAAAUUGAA